CGACAAGCAUAGGAGACGCUCGUCGGCCGACAAACUGAGCGAUAGGUUUAAAAAGUCUGGAGUACCGGUCCCUCUACCAGACCGGCCCAGAAUUGUCAAAAUGACCGACAAUGAUGUGACCCUCUCGUGGCUACCAUCCGUUCCCAUUCAGCCCAGAAUUCCUGUCACUUAUAUAAUAGAGUUCUGUAGGAUUCCGGACGGAGAGUGGUUUGCGUAUAGAACUGGAAUUCAAGACAAUCAGUGCACUGUCGACGGACUCAGUCCUGGAGUAGACUAUGGUUUCCGCACUCGUGUGGAGAAUAAGUACGGAAUCAGUGAUCCAUCGCCUGCUGUCACCGCAUACAGGAGUAAACUCCGGCCCUCAACAGAACUCGGAGAUCAUAAGCCAAAGGGCUAUGACUUAACGCACCCGGACUUUGACAGAUCAGAGGGUGCGCCGCGAUUCUUAGGUGAACACGAGGAGACCCUGUAUGCGGUGAAAGGCGAACCCGUGACCCUUGAGUUCUGGAUAUAUUCACAUCCGGACGCCAACAUUGUUUGGCAGUUUGAGGACCAAAAGAUACAAACGGGAUCGGGAGGAAGGUUUGACACAUUGCAGGACAGGGGCGGACAGAACUGUCUAUUCCUGACCAAAAUGACCGAGGGUGAUGUGGGCUGGUAUACAUGUGUGGCCACCAAUAUUCACGGCUCGGAUAUGCGAAAAAUAAAGGUAUUGUUAGCCGAAGCGCCCGUUUUUACCAAACGCUUCGACGAGACAACAGUCUUAAACCGAAGACACGCCCGCUUUGAGUGCUCUGUCGUCGGUAUACCUCAGCCAACGGUGCGAUGGUUUAAGGACUGGCAGCCAAUGCACGAAUCGGAUCGCAUCAAAAUCCUAUGGGAGUCUCCAGACAGAGCCACUCUCUUCAUCAACGGAGCCAUUGUUAAAGAUUCCGGACUUUACUCGUGUUUGGCCUCCAAUAUCGCGGGUCACGCCUCCAUCUCAGCGAUGCUUAACAUUGAGGAGUCAGAACUAGAAUACGAUAAAUACACGUUUGGUUACAAUAAGUUUAUAAAAGCCAAGACUAAGCCAUUUGAAGCCUAUUACGACACGGGAGACGAGUUGGGUCGGGGCACUCAAGGCAUUGUCUACCACGCGGUCGAGAGGGCCACCGGUCGGAGCUUCGCCUCGAAGAUGAUGCACGCGAGGGGAGACAUGAAAGAGCACAUGACUGCCGAACUCGAAGUGAUGAACCAAUUGGGAUAUCAUCCACGAGUGACCCGUCUGUGGGACGCAUUCGCGUCGACACCCAAUUCGCUGACUCUCGUCACAGACCUGUGCGGAGGCGGAGAACUCAUGAAAGCUAUUCUCCAAAAGGGGUCCAUCACUGAGAGUGAAGUCGCGUUUUAUAUCCGACAGAUUCUCGAAGGACUCGAUUAUUUGCACUUUAAAAAUAUCGCUCAUUUCGGUCUCAAUAUUGGCGACGUUUUGCUCGAACGGAUCAAUGGAAGCGAUAUAAAGAUCGCAGACUUUGGUUUAGCUCAACGUAUUAUUCCAGGCAUUAAAUACAUUGUAGACGAUAUAAAGAUCGCAGACUUUGGUUUAGCUCAACGUAUUAUUCCAGGCAUUAAAUACAUUGUAGAGUUUGGUCAGCCGGAGUUCAUCGCACCCGAGAUUCUGGACAAACAGUCGGCCAGUUAUGAGGCCGAUGUCUGGUCGGCGGGAAUCAUAACAUACAUCCUAUUGACCGGAAUAUCUCCAUUCCUGGGCGACACGGAUCGGGCGACUCUACAGCACUUGCAGUUGGGAAACAUUGACUUCAAUUUACUCACAGAGGUAUCGCUGGAAGGCAAGGAUUUUCUCUCCAAAGUGUUAGAACGCGAUCAAUACAAGAGGGUUGGCGUCAAACAAGCGCUUCAACACCCGUGGCUCAGACUCGCCGACAAACCCGGAACCGGCACUCAAUUGGGUUGCAUUGAAAACCUGAGACAAUACUACAAACGAUAUAAAAAUUGGUAUGUGAACGCCUCGUGUAAAACCCAUUACCGUCGCCGUCCGUUGCACUCAUGCUUUACACACCCGAGUCGUAUGAUAUACCCGCCGGACGAACAGUACACUCCGCCCCCGAGUCCGGAGCGAGAGGUCGGGCACUCAAAGUUCAAGGCCUCGCAGUUCGACGAGACUAUGAAACAGAAGAUCUCGAGAGAUCACUACGACGUCCACUCCGAGAGCCAAUACCAGAGCGGACCCGACACUUAUUUGCUGCAACUCAGAGACACAGACUUCGCCACUCGUAUCCGACAGUACCUCCGAGUGGGCGCCUCCAGGAGUCCCAGUUUGGCCGCCAGUCUUAGGGAAUCUCAUUGGGGAGACAAAAAUCACUCAGACUACGGCUAUAAGCCGUCGGUUUCGGUGAGAGAGCGGCGAAAGUUCACAGAUAUUAUGGACGAAGAGGUGAGCGACGAGAAGAGGGGUCUCGAGACUCGAUCCAAACCAAUGCGUUUAGUGCGAGAGGUGGGCACAAGUGGUUACGCUUACGGACAGUUGCAUCACCUGAAGAGAGAGGCCAAAGCCAAUGUAGUGGCCGGCGAUCUGACGGCCACCGGAACCGUCACAAAAGUGCCAUUUUUUCGCGAAAAACUCAAAGAUAUGGCCGUCAGAGAGAACGAAGACGUGGUGUUCAGUUGUCUGGCUGUGGGAGAGCCCACUCCCAGCUAUACCUGGUUUAGAAACGACGGCAUUCUUAUCGAGAGCUCGCGGAUCGAAGUGAAGCGCACGGAUGAGGGCAGGUGUGAGCUGCGGAUCAAACCGGCCCGAGCUUACGAUGUGGGCCAAUACAAGUGUGUCGCCCGUAACGAAGAGGGAGCCGUCGUGUGUCGCGCGAGACUCAAGUUGGGCGACAGUCCCGCCCCUCCGGAGGCGCCCGAAAUCAAGAGCGGUUCCAGUCAUGAGCUCUAUUUGUGUUGGAGUCCUCCCAAACACGACGGCAACAGUCAUAUACUGUGCUAUCGAUUAGAGUACAAGAAAUGCGAUGACCAGAAGUGGACAGUCGUCGCCGACAACGUUAUGCACGAGUUCUACAUAAUGAGAGACUUAGAGCCGGAGACGAGUUAUAACUUCCGAAUCAGUGCCCGAAAUAGGUUCGGAUGGAGUUCUCCGAGUCUUCAGAGUGAAACGGCCACAACACAGGCCACUGAAGGCGCCCAACGGCUACUCGUGCCCAGAGCUCGCAUAUACAGGCAAACAGUGACCGAAGACGUCGGACGUGUCAUUGUUGACGACUUGUAUUCGGUGCCAAACAUUGAUUACAACAAAGAACUAAAUCCGGUUCCGCUGACAGAAGCAGAACACGACUCUCUCUAUGAGUUUGUCUCUGAGAUAUCUCGCGGAAGGUUUUCGCUGAUUAGUAACACUCGACUCAAAGACAUAAACAAGUCGUGCGUCUGUAAAGCGGUUCUCACCCAAAGUGAGACCGAAUCGGGCGUUAAUACCGAAUACGAGAUCAUGAAGUCGUUGGCCAACGAGCGUAUAGUAGAGCUCCAGUACGCGAGCCGUGGGUCCAAUAUACUGUGCUAUCGAUUAGAGUACAAGAAAUGCGAUGACCAGAAGUGGACAGUCGUCGCCGACAACGUUAUGCACGAGUUCUACAUAAUGAGAGACUUAGAGCCGGAGACGAGUUAUAACUUCCGAAUCAGUGCCCGAAAUAGGUUCGGAUGGAGUUCUCCGAGUCUUCAGAGCGAAACGGCCACAACACAGGCCACUGAAGGCGCCCAACGGCUACUCGUGCCCAGAGCUCGCAUAUACAGGCAAACCGUGACCGAAGACGUCGGACGUGUCAUUGUUGACGACUUGUAUUCGGUGCCAAACAUUGAUUAUAACAAAGAGCUAAAUCCCGUUCCGCUGACAGAAGCAGAACACGACUCUCUCUAUGAGUUUGUCUCAGAGAUAUCUCGCGGAAGGUUUUCCCUGAUUAGCAACACUCGACUCAAAGACAUAAACAACAGCACGCAGACAUUUCGCCAAGAGUGGGUUUCACUCUGGCUUAGCCCGCAAUUAUGGCUUAUGCUCUAG
Medioppia subpectinata is the source of this 4051-nucleotide messenger RNA. The record is from the annotation of a GenBank genome assembly. NCBI's taxonomy places the organism in Eukaryota, Metazoa, Arthropoda, Arachnida, Sarcoptiformes, Oppiidae.